ACCAAUAAACAUCACACCAAAUUUUCAAAAAUGGCGUUCACGUUUGUUGCAUUCUGUUAUUUACUGGCAAUGAUUUUGUCGGCCGUGUUGAUUUUCUUUGCAAUUUACCACAUUAUUGCGUUUGACGAGCUCAAAACAGACUACAAGAAUCCUAUAGAUCAAUGUAAUAGCUUGAAUCCACUUGUUUUACCAGAGUAUGGACUGCAUAUGUUUUUUACAAUACUAUUUUUAUUAGCUGGUCAGUUUGGGACAGUGGCAUUAAACAUGCCAGUCAUUGGUUAUAAUAUUUAUAGGUAUGCCAAUCGUCCUGUGAUGAGUCAGCCAGGUCUUUAUGAUCCCACUACAAUAAUGAAUGCUGAUGUCCUAUCACGCUGUAUGAAAGAAGGUUGGAUGAAGUUGGGAUUUUUUCUUCUCUCUUUCUUUUAUUAUCUGUACAGUAUGAUAUAUGUAUUGGUGUCCAGUUCUGCAUAAAUGCACAUCCAUUGUGUAUUGUCAACGUUAGAUGAAAACAGAACAUUCACUUUAGGGAUGGAGGCAAUUCUACCAUAAGAAUCUAACCCAAGAUAAGAAAUCUCAAACUGUGUGGUAUGCUUUCAACACUAAAUGCUUGAUAUGACGAGGUAUCUGAUGGUACAGAAAAUGACUGAAUCUCCAGACAUUGCUCUUCACAAUUCAGAAAGUCUCCAAGCAUAUGAGAAAUUAUUUUGCCACAUGACUUCAAUUUUUCCUUUGCUACGAUUUUAUCUCUCAACAACAAAGAAAUGUUUGAUACUAAAAUGAUGUUUUGUAGUUUAUAAAAACAACUUUCAAAAUAUUAGAAUUAAUUAAUCUGUCCACAGCUGACAUUGUAUGUAAUUCUUGUAAGUAUUUUUUUAUAAUUUUAGAUGGAGUUUGGUUUACCAUGAUACUUGUAUUCAUGCUCACAGCUGAUCCGAUCAUUUUCAUUUUUACAUGCACUAACCAAUGAUGUGUUCAACAGAGUUUUGUAUUGAAUAACUCUUGCAUCUACACAAAUCAAUUAUUUGUUUAUUUUUAUGUAUCUGUAUGUAUAUUUUGUGUACAUGUAUUACCGGUAAUACAAACUUGUGGAGUUCUAUUACCUAUUUCAGUUUAUUGGUACCAUUAAAUAAAAAAAUAGGUGAUAGAUUUGAUAGAAAAGAUUUGUUAAUUAUGAAAAAAAAUAGAACAUUUAAUGUCUUAUUAUAAGCAUGAAGUAACAUUUUAAUAAAUUCUCUUUUAAUGUAGUAUUGGUAGUAUUGUAUGGUUGAAUGACUAUCUGAGUUAUUGACUACCAUCUUUGGAAAAUAAUGUACUUAUAAUGUGAAGGAAGACUGGCAGCUGGCAUUCAUUUACAGUCUGUUUAUCACCUGCUUGAUUAAAUUAUAAAUUAAAUGUAUUGUUUCAACAGU
Saccoglossus kowalevskii is the source of this 1409-nucleotide messenger RNA. Its product is annotated as protein cornichon homolog 1-like. The record is from RefSeq and is a predicted model, not a curated record. Gene Ontology annotation, biological process: vesicle-mediated transport. NCBI's taxonomy places the organism in Eukaryota, Metazoa, Hemichordata, Enteropneusta, Harrimaniidae.